Cladocopium goreaui is the source of this 1446-nucleotide messenger RNA. NCBI's taxonomy places the organism in Eukaryota, Dinophyceae, Suessiales, Symbiodiniaceae. The record is from the annotation of a GenBank genome assembly.
GCGUCCAAUGCCAUGGAGCGAUGGGGCCCACCUACGCCUUGGGCCAGCGCUGGUUGGCCUAUAACAUUCCUCCGCACGAAAAGAGCGAUGGCAGCUGGGAGAGCCAGCCACGUGCUGGAGGUGGGUUGAGUCGACAGCUGAAAGAUGGCUUGCAGUAUUUGGGACAAGUGGGACAACGCACCUUGGACCAAGUCUUGAUGCCGUCGCCCGAGGCGUCGUUUGUAGCGCCCCCCAGCGGUGUCCAUGGCGCGGUGCGAUCUGGGAGCAUUGCAGUGAGAGAUGUGGUGAACCAGAAUGUCAUCUCGCAGUUCGAGGAACACAGCGAGGCCAUUGAAGCCAUGACCUGGGACCCUUCGGGGCUGCAACUGGUGACCUGCGGCGCGCUGGGGCAUAAGAUCCUGGUGCAUCGCGCCAUGUUGGGCACUGGAGAUACCUUGUUGGAUGCGGAUCAAGAUGGUUUGCAGCUGGGCAGCCUGCGAUUUCAACACGUCUUCACCUUAUCGCGUGGGGUCACUCCAGCGGUCAUCAGUGGCGUUGCCGUCUCAGAAGACAGUCAAUUCGUGGCCGUCUCCUCGGCCAAAGGCACUACGCAUGUCUUCAACCUCCCCGCCUUCCACGUGCGUCAGCAGCCGGGUCGCCUCCGCGAGCCUGGUGCCCGGCAUGUGCCGGGCCCCGGCGCCUACGGCGAUCCCGGCACCGGGGCGGUGAAUCUUCAAGUGUGCACUCGCGUUUGGUUGGGAUCAGUGCUGUUACAGGAAGGUCUUCUGCCCCAGUGCGCCUUCAUCUCACCUUCUGCGCGGCCACGGGCGUCCAGUGGACUCAGUGGGCCUUGCAUGUAUGUGGCGACCCGGGCCGGAUUGCUGGCUGUCUACUCCCUGACCACAGCAGGCGCUGCUUCGACGCCGGAACCCAGCCUAGGUGAAGAUACCUGGGUUGCCACGCUGCAGCGCGAGGUGCGGAUCUGUCGUCAGCUACGGCACUUCAGCGAGAGGCGCCUGGGUACCUGCAGUCGAGACUCCCCCAGGAGCCCCAGAAUUUCGGAGGAGGGCGGCCAGGGCAACGAGCCAUCGAAAUGGCUGUCCUAUGCAGAGACAGCCACACACCUUCCGACGGAUGUGCCGAUUUGGAUCAGUCCACAGCUCCGCUUCUACGCGUAUCCCGCGGGCGAUGCGGAGCAGAUGAAUCAGCAGCUGCGACGGGGUGAACGACCUGCGGGGUGUCGCUGCAUUGACAUCACAAGGCCCAAGCAGCCGGGUGUGGAUGCGGUGCAUCAUCAGGCUUUUGCAUCCUCUGAGCUGGAAGCUGCAGCGCAGCAAGUCAGUCUGCUGGGUGGACAUACAAGGAGAGUCCAAACCCUGGAUGAUGGGCAAGACGAGGAUUGGGUGAUUCCCUGACGCCCUGCCCGUCCGCUGUACAUAGGCGGCAGGUGCCUGGAAGAUUCCAAAA